CAAGAGAGGGGAAACAGAGAGACAGAGAGACAGAGAAACAAAGAGAAGAAAGAGAGAGAGAGAAGAAAUGGAAGGCGAGAAAGGGAGAGUGUGUGUAACAGGUGGGACAGGGUUCAUAGCCUCAUGGCUCGUCAUGAAGCUUCUGCAACACGGUUACUCUGUUAAUGCUACCAUUCGAUCUCACCCUCAGAGCAAGAAAGACGUUAGCUACCUGACAAACCUUCCGGGAGCAUCGGAAAAGCUCCGAAUCUACAACGCAGAUCUGAGUGAUCCCAGCAGUUUUGAAGCAGCCAUAGAAGGAUGUAUCGGGGUUUUCCAUGUUGCUCAUCCCGUAGAUUUUGAAGACACAGAACCAGAGGAAACCGUGACCAAAAGAUCGGUGGAAGGCACUUUAGGCAUUUUAAAGGCGUGCCUGAAUUCAAAGACGGUGAAGCGAGUUGUGUAUACUUCUAGUACAGCUGCUGUUGAGUACAAUGACAAGGGUGGAGACAUAAAGGAUGAGAGUUCAUGGAGUGACGUAGAUUUCCUCAAGGCUCUCAACUAUUGGGGCCAAUCAUACAUGAUUUCCAAGACAAUAACCGAAAGGGCAGCUCUUGAUUUUGCACAAGAGCAUGGAUUGGAUCUGGUGACUGUGAUUCCUUCUUUUGUUGUGGGCCCCUUCAUUUGUCCCCGGUUCCCUGGAUCGGUGAACACCGCACUGGCUCUGGUCUUAGGUGACCAGCAACAGUAUCAUAUUCUUAUGAGCACAUCAAUGGUGCACGUGGAUGAUGUAUGCAGUGCACACAUCUUUCUUCUGGAAUACCCAGAUGCAAAAGGCAGAUAUAUUUGUUCAUCAGACAGACUGACACUGAAUGAGAUGUCUGAGUUUCUUUCUGCCAAGUACCCACAACUUCCAAUACCCACAAAAGAUUCUUUGAAGGAGAUUCAAGGGUGUGGAACACCUGGCGUCUCGUCAAAGAAGCUAUUGGAUACUGGGUUUAAGUAUAAGUAUGGGCUGGAUGAGAUGUUUGAUGAAGCAAUUCAAUGCUGCAAAGAGAAGGGGUUUCUCUAGUUCAUGUUUGGUAUAAUGUCACGGACUUAGUCUCUUCCUAAACUCGUGCGGCACUUAGACAAGUCAAGACACUUGAUCUUGUUAAGUCAGCCAUACUGAAACAUCUUGUGACAAUAAGCUCUUAAUAGAUAGAACUGCCAGUUUGAACAUUACAUUUGAGGUUGUGUUUUCUAUCGCUA
Vitis riparia (riverbank grape) is the source of this 1230-nucleotide messenger RNA. Its product is annotated as vestitone reductase-like. The transcript has 4 exons. The record is from RefSeq and is a predicted model, not a curated record. Bases 68 to 1051 code for a protein of 327 amino acids. NCBI's taxonomy places the organism in Eukaryota, Viridiplantae, Streptophyta, Magnoliopsida, Vitales, Vitaceae. Gene Ontology annotation, molecular function: oxidoreductase activity, acting on the CH-OH group of donors, NAD or NADP as acceptor.